Cotesia congregata is the source of this 1128-nucleotide messenger RNA. The record is from the annotation of a GenBank genome assembly. NCBI's taxonomy places the organism in Eukaryota, Metazoa, Arthropoda, Insecta, Hymenoptera, Braconidae.
UCUUUUCCUAACAAAAUGACUAGUCAGGAGUAUUAUAGCCAAGAAAUGAACCUCGUUGAGGUUAUUCGUGAUGAAUUACGCCAAGCCACAAUCGAGGUGAGAAGAAAUCACCGAACAGAAGAACAAAAUAAACGUCGAGCUUUGGGAGAAAUAAUAAAAAAUGAUGACUCCUGGACUUUAGACACAAUUAUUAAAAAAACAAAAGAUUUGAGAAAAAAACCUUUGUCAAUUGACGAUUAUAUCAAGUUGCAAAAUUCAUUGAUUCAGGAUGAAGAAAACAUAAAAGGAUUUUUAUCAGUCGGUGGUUCAAUAGCAGCGUUGAUUCGCGACCUGACGAGCAUAAAACCCAGCAUUGAACUAGCCGCUGCACAUUGUUGCUGUAAUAUUGCUCUCGGAAAUAAAUCACAGUGCACAACUUUGUGUAAAUAUGCGGGACCCUAUUUAGUUGAGCAAUUAGAUACUUUAAGCAAUCCUCUCUUGGAAAUAAGUGCCUGGACCGUUGGUAAUCUGUGUGGAGGCAGUAAAAAUGCAUUUAAAGCACUGUACGCACAAGGCUGUCUUUGUCGUUUACUUUCACUAUUGCGUGAUUGUGACAUAAUCAUCUUACCGUCAAUUAUUUAUGCAGUUACCCAGUGUCUCAACGAAGGAUUUGAAUUAAUCAAUGACUUGGAGGCUGUCGAAAUGUCUAAAGGAAUAAUUGAGCGAGGCUGUUAUGAUAAUUCGUCUGGUAUCUGGGUUUUGGCACUUUUAUCUUCUAAAUUAGAAUGUCGCGAGACUCUUUGUACCAUUUUAUCCUCAGUAUUUGACUUAUUGAUGAUUAAGAUAAAUGAAGAGCCUUCUGAUACUAAAUUAAUAACAGCAGCAAUGAGAUUGCUGGCAAAUUUAAUCCCCGAGUCUACUGGUUUUGCUGCUAAUGUCAUUUUUUACAAUCCCAAGUACUCAAUCACUGAUGUCGAGAAAUUAUUUAAUAGAUUGUUGCUUUAUCCACACGUUCAUGUGAGAAAAGAAACUUUAUGGUUAUUAGGAAAUCUUUACAACCAUCCUCAAGAACAAGUGAGUCAAGCGGUUAAAGAUUUACUGCCUCGCCUAGCUAAUUUAAAACUAGCCAUCCAGUCAGUCACUAUCUAA